This is a messenger RNA of Pteronotus mesoamericanus, 2771 nucleotides long. RefSeq names its product ribonucleoprotein, PTB binding 2 (gene RAVER2). The record is from RefSeq and is a predicted model, not a curated record. The coding region runs from base 143 to 2215 and encodes 690 amino acids. Gene Ontology annotation, cellular component: nucleus. Lineage: Eukaryota; Metazoa; Chordata; Mammalia; Chiroptera; Mormoopidae. The transcript has 12 exons. Gene Ontology annotation, molecular function: mRNA binding.
CUCCCCCUCCCCCUCCCCGCGCCUGGGCCCACUCUGCGGCCUCUGCCCGCCUCGCCCCCGCCCGGGCCUCCUCCCGCUUUCUCUCUCCGCUUCCCCUCGAGCCUCCGGAGGAGCCCGCAGCCAGCCGCGGGGCGCCGGGAAGAUGGCGGCGGCGGCGGGAGGCGGCGGCGGCGAGGGGGGCGCGGGCCUGGGCGGUGCGGCGGGGUCGGGGCCGGGGUCGGGGCUGCUCGGGCCGGGCCCCUCGGCGGAGACGUGCGAGGACGCCCGCGGCCCCGCGCCCGCGGCGCUGCACCCGGAGGAGGUCGCCGCGCGGCUGCAGCGGAUGCGCCGGGAGCUGAGUAACCGCAGGAAAAUCCUGGUUAAAAACCUGCCCCAGGACAGCAACUGCCAGGAAGUUCACGACUUAUUACAAGACUACGAGUUAAAGUAUUGUUAUGUGGACAGAAAUAAGCGAACAGCUUUUGUUACCUUAUUGAAUGGGGAACAAGCCCAGAAUGCAAUUCAGAUGUUUCAUCAAUAUUCUUUUCGAGGAAAAGACUUAAUAGUCCAGCUCCAGCCAACAGAUGCUUUGCUGUGUAUUACUAACUUACCCACUUCUUUUACAUUAGAAGAGUUUGAAGAACUUGUUCGUGCUUAUGGAAAUAUCGAGAGAUGUUUUCUGGUCUACAGUGAAGUUACUGGCCAUUCCAAAGGCUAUGGAUUUGUAGAAUACAUGAAAAAGGACUUUGCUGCAAAGGCUAGAUUGGAGCUUUUGGGCAAACAAUUGGGAGCAUCAGCUCUCUUUGCACAAUGGAUGGAUGUUAAUCUAUUGACCGCAGAGCUCAUUCAUUCUAAGUGCCUUUGUGUAGAUAAACUCCCUACUGACUACAGGGAUUCAGAGGAGCUGUUGCAAGUAUUUUCCAGUAUGCAUAAACCUGUGUUUUGCCAGCUUGCACAGGAUGAAGGAAGUUGCGCGGGUGGCUUUGCGGUGGUGGAGUAUCACACGGCCGAGCAUGCUGAGGAGGUCCAGCAGGCAGCGGAUGGUGUGACCAUCAAGGGAAGCAAAGUCCAAGUUUCCUUCUGCGCCCCCGGAGCACCGGGACGGAGCACAUUAGCAGCAUUGAUAGCAGCUCAACGUGUGAUGCACAGUAAUCAAAAGGGCUUACUUCCUGAGCCAAAUCCUGCACAAAUUAUGAAGAGUUUAAACAACCCUGCUAUGUUACAAGUUCUUCUACAGCCCCAACUCUGUGGGCGAGCUGUUAAACCAGCAGUUCUUGGAACACCUCACAGCUUGCCACAUCUGAUGAGUCCAUCCAUCUCCCCUGCAUUUUUACAUUUGAAUAAAGCACAUCAGAGCUCAAUUGUGGGUAAUACUUCUCGUUUAUUCCUUCAGAAUCUUUCCCAUGUACCACUGGCACAGCAGCAAUUAAUGAAGUUUGAGAGUAUUCAUACUAAUAACAAACCAGGCUUGCUUGGAGAAGCCCCAGCUAUGGUACUUCAGACUGCAGUGGGGAUAGGGUCGGCGCUUCCCUUGAAAACAGAGUUGGGUCACCAUGGAGAAGCACAUAAAACAUCUAAUCUGAUCCCAACGCAAACAACUCUAACAGCUGGAAUGGGCAUGUUACCGUUCUUUCCAAAUCAGCACAUUGCUGGACAAGCUGGGCCAGGACACGGGAAUACUCAGGAGAAACAGCCAGCCUCUGUGGGAAUAGCAGAAGGAAAUUUCUCAGGGUCACAAGCUUAUCUUCAGACCUUUCCAAACCUUACUGCUGGAGGUUUGCUGACAGGACACCAUAAGCAGCCACAAAGUCAGCCAAAAGGCACGGAGAUGAGUUCAGGGGCUGCGUCUAAGAAUCAGACUUCACUGUUGGGAGAACCUCCAAAAGAAAUUCGGCUCAGUAAAAAUCCGUACUUGAACUUGGCAAGUGUGUUGCCCAGUGUGUGUUUAUCAUCCCCUGCAAGUAAAACCACUCUACAGAAGACUGGAAUUGCAAGCAACAUCCUGGACGCAAUCUCUCAGGGAAAUGAAUCACAACACACAUUGGAGAAGUGCAUUGCUUAUUCUCAGCCUUUUGGUGAUUAUGCACAGGUGUCAUCUUUAAGAAAUGAAAAGCGAGGUUCAUCUUAUCUCAUCUCUGCCCCAGAAGGCGGUUCCGUGGAAUUUGUUGAGCAACAUUCUCAGGGCACAGGAGCAUAUUACAUGGAGACCUACUUAAAAAAGAAGCGUGUAUACUGAGUUAAGUUCUAUCCUUAUAUAACCUCGUAAGGUUCUUUGCAGUAACUCUGCUGUUCAUCGCUGCCUUAAUUACAUUCAUACUACCCAUAUCCUUUAAAUACGGGUUUAUAAUUUCCCAGAAGGAACUGUGUUGUGCAGCAGGCAAAAUUGCCAAAAAAAAAAGUAAGUAGCAAUAAGAAGAGACAUCAAUCGAGGACAUUUUCCACUAGAAUUAGAUGCAUCUUAAUUAAUGCGGUAUUAAGUUAUAGUCCACUGCAGAAAUUAACAAUAUUCCUUGUUUUAGAACUGGGAAUCAUUUUGACACCAUAUAUAAAACUUUGAAGCAAUAAAUAGGAAACGAUCUUGUUUCCUGGGCCUUAGAAGAAUGAAUUUCUUACAAGCCAAUGUGCAUUUCUAUUUACGUUCCCUAGAAGUAAUCUCAUUUAUAGAUUUUUAGAACUUCUUAGAACUAUAAGAAUACGAGUACAAAAAUGCAGCAAUGGUAAUGUUAAAAAAAAUGCUCUCCAUGCAAACUAAAUUGUAACUCCCACACCAGCCAUAUAGUACAAACCCCACA